Messenger RNA from Drosophila kikkawai, 1206 nucleotides. RefSeq names its product Sorbitol dehydrogenase 2 (gene Sodh2). Gene Ontology annotation, molecular function: zinc ion binding; L-iditol 2-dehydrogenase (NAD+) activity. Lineage: Eukaryota; Metazoa; Arthropoda; Insecta; Diptera; Drosophilidae. The record is from RefSeq and is a predicted model, not a curated record. Gene Ontology annotation, biological process: D-sorbitol catabolic process.
CAAUCAAACUGUUCGGAUACUGAACUCAGUUCCAAAUCGGCUUUCAAAGCGAACGGACGUGCGAUAUUGCAAGGAGAGCAUACAAAUUCAACACCGGUAAACAUGGCAACGGACAACCUUACAGCUGUUCUCCACGGCAUCGAGGACCUGCGUCUGGAGCAACGUCCGAUUCCGGAAAUCGCCGACGAUGAGGUGCUGUUGGCCAUGGACUGUGUCGGCAUUUGCGGCUCUGACGUCCACUACUUGCAGCACGGACGUAUUGGCGAUUUUGUACUAACCAAGCCGAUGAUCAUUGGCCACGAGGCUGCCGGUGUGGUGGCCAAGCUGGGCAAGAAGGUGACCAGCCUAAGCGUGGGCGAUCGCGUGGCCAUCGAGCCGGGAGUGCCCUGCCGCUAUUGCGACCACUGCAAGGGCGGCCAGUACAACCUGUGCGCCGGCAUGGUAUUCUGCGCCACUCCGCCUUAUGAUGGAAAUCUGACAAGGUACUAUAAGCACGCGGCGGACUUCUGCUUCAAGCUCCCCGACCACGUCUCCAUGGAGGAGGGUGCUCUGUUGGAGCCACUUUCAGUGGGCGUGCACGCCUGCCGUCGCGCUGGAGUUGGCUUGGGUUCCAAGGUGCUCAUCCUGGGUGCCGGACCCAUUGGCCUGGUCACCCUGCUGGCCGCCCAGUCCAUGGGCGCUUCAGAGAUUCUGAUCACCGACCUGGUGCAGCAGCGUUUGGACGUAGCCAAGGAGCUGGGUGCCACGCACACGCUGCUUCUGCAGCGGGAUCAGCCCGCCGAGGAGACCGUCAAGGUAGUGCACCAGACGAUGAGCGGAGUCCCGGACAAGGCCAUCGAUUGUUGUGGAGCUGAGAGCAGCGCCCGACUGGCCAUCUUUGCCACUCGCUCUGGAGGAGUGGUGGUGGUGGUGGGCAUGGGAGCUCCUGAGGUGAAGCUGCCGCUGAUCAACGCUUUGGCCCGCGAGAUUGACAUCCGAGGCGUAUUCCGUUACUGCAAUGACUAUGCGGCAGCCUUGGCCUUGGUGGCCUCCGGCAAGGUGAACGUCAAGCGUCUGGUGACGCACCACUUCGACAUCACAGAGACGGCCCAGGCGUUCGAGACCUCCCGCCUCGGCACGGGAGGGGCCAUCAAGGUCAUGAUCCACGUCCAGCCGCGGGACGCCAACAACCCAGAAAAAUUCUAAAUACAUACUCUUAUCUUUAAA